Vitrella brassicaformis is the source of this 1781-nucleotide messenger RNA. The record is from the annotation of a GenBank genome assembly. NCBI's taxonomy places the organism in Eukaryota, Vitrellaceae.
AACACUGUUUCCAUCGCCUCCCGCUGUGCCCUUCGACUCAUCCCAUGACCACCGCCACACCGCCAUCAGCGGCGGAUCUGACCAACAAGUCAGCCCUUGGCUGCCUCAAGCAAGCGCUUCUCCACCGCAAGUUCGGCCUCUUGUGUCUGAGGGCGUCCAAGCAUGCCCUGUCGGCCAAGCAUCUACAGACAUCCCUCGACGCUCUCCCCACCGCCGACACGGCCUUCCAUCUGGGCCUGGCCUACUAUGGCUUGCGGCCCGACCGCCUUGCCGACGCUGAGCGGGCCUUUGAGACCGCCACCCGCCUGGACAGCGGGAUGAGUGGCGCUUAUGUGAAUCUGAUGGUGCUGAAGAUGCUGCAGGGCGACGACGAUGGGGCGACGGCAAUGGCUACACGGGCACUGGAGAUCAAGAGUGACUGCCCAGAGGCCGUCAUGAACCUUUCUAACAUCCUCAGGUACGGGGAUGCACCAUCAAUAGAUGUGUGUGUGUGUCCCUGACCAGGUGUGUGUCUGUGUGUCUGGUCAGGUCUCGAGGCGCUCGCGAGGAGGCCAUCAGCUUGGUGUGGCGACACAUACAAGAUUUCCACCCGCACCACGAGGCCCAGCGGGAUUCUUCGGCUGCUACCAUUGAUGUGUCCGAGAUGCCGAGUGACGACGGCUCCUUAGCCGACACGCCUGUUGCUGUGGUGUGCGUCAAGUGGGGCAAGAGGUACCCUCCCUGCUAUGUGAAUCGACUCUUCUGGUGAGCAACAGGAUGAAGCCGACUCAUGGAAGGGUACAUGCUUUUCUCAUUUGCUGUGGUUGUCAGGGGUGUGCGUCGUUCCCUAAGCGGCAGCUCCUUUUCGUGGGAAUUUCGGUGCUACUGUGACGACGGUGAUGGGCUGGCCGACGGCAUCAAGACACACCACCUGCCGCCUCACCUGACAGGAUGGUAGCCGCACACAGACAGGGGCUCCUGACCACAAAUAGAUUGGCGUCUGCGUGUGUGUUCAGGUGGGGCAAAAGCUAUCUGUUCCAUCCAGAUGCUCAGCUCGAGGGCCGCCGGUGUGUGUACAUCGACCUCGACACCGUCGUCACGGGACCCCUGGAGCCCCUGAUGGCCGCAUACAGGGGGGCGUUCGGCCUCUUGGGCACAGAUGACAUCCACUGCGAACUCGCCAAGGGCGGAUACAACUCAAGUGGGCCAAGAACACCUGCCCUUCAUGUCGCGUCCAUCCAUCCAUCCAUCCAUCCACCGUGUGUUGUGUUGUUCAUGCAGGUGUGAUAAUCUGGACCGGCCAAGCAUCCCUGCGCCCCAUCUCCACCGCCCUCACCCCCGCUGUGCGCCGCUAUGUGCACCGAUUCGACCACUGGCUGGAGAUGAUGGUCGCGCACGCGCACCUCCUCAACCAGCUCCCUCUGCCGCAUCGCAUCGUCGAUUUCUGCCAGACGUUCCGCACUGGCGCGCCGCGACCCCGGUGUGUCUUCAUGACCGGGGAGAGCACAGCAGAUGGCGGCCCAUGUGAAGACAAUAGUGGGGCGGGAGAGGGGGUUGCGGAUGGAGAGAGCGAGGGCGGUGCUGUGUGUCUGCCAGCUGAUGUGUGUUUGGUGACAUUCCCCAGGAGCCCCAAGCCCCAUGAGGUGGCGGAGAUCCGAGAGAGCAGACACGACUGGGUCAGGCAGCAUUGGUGCGGUGACGAUGUGGCAAGUGGUGGCAUUUUGCCAGAGGUGUAGAAAGUCGAGCGGUCUUUUGGCUUGGCGCUUAGGCCGUGCUGAUGCGUAGGUUGCUGCUUCUGUGAG